This is a messenger RNA of Nicotiana tabacum (common tobacco), 1334 nucleotides long. RefSeq names its product ribosomal RNA small subunit methyltransferase NEP1-like. Gene Ontology annotation, cellular component: small-subunit processome; nucleus. The record is from RefSeq and is a predicted model, not a curated record. Gene Ontology annotation, molecular function: rRNA (pseudouridine) methyltransferase activity; rRNA binding. Gene Ontology annotation, biological process: rRNA base methylation. Lineage: Eukaryota; Viridiplantae; Streptophyta; Magnoliopsida; Solanales; Solanaceae.
AACCUGCAAGUUUCAGCCAGAGAUUGCUCUUUCAACUGUCCGGCUAAUUAUAAAAGGCAGCGGUGGAAAUUGUAAGGAUGAGAUUCUUUUGGUACAUUCAUUUCUUUCUGAAUGGAGGUAAAAGAAUCUGUGGUAAUGAACCUAGAGAUAGCGUGAAAGUGGUAUGGGAGGGAUCAGAACCGGAAAGCUGUUAUAAUUCUCAUCCAUAUUUCCUAAGGGCAAUGCUUACAAUAUUAGAUAGCCGAGUAAAUAAAGCUGGACGAUUAAAAGCGUUGUAUGUGAAGACUGAAAAAGGUGUCCUAUUUGAAGUAAAACCUCAUGUUCGUAUCCCCGGGACAUUUAAGCGAUUCGCUGGUAUCAUGUUGCAGCUGCGACAAAAGCUGAGCAUAACUGCUGUUGGUAAGCGAGAGAAACUGUUACGUGUUAUAAAAAACCCUGUCUCUCAGUACCUACACAUUGACUGUCGGAAGAUAGGCUUCUCACAUAGUUCUGAGAAACUGGUGGAUAUUCAAGACUACAUUAAUGGAAUUAACAAUGACAUGAACCUUGUUUUUGUGGUCAGGGCAAUGGCCCAUGGAAAAAUUGAAAAAGAUUAUGUCGAAGAUUAUUUAUCAUGUAAGCUAAUUGUUCCUCUUUUCUUUUUUAUUUUUCAUCAAUACUAAUUAGAGUGCUAUAGUUUGAUAUUUCUGCCCGUCUUUGUUAUGCAUGGUUAGUCUUUAAUGCUUAGCAAUGCGAACAUCUGUUGCUUGUGUCUUUGUAUGUUCAAUUUGUGACACUAGAAUGUUAUUGAUCUCCUGAAUGUUAGAAGUACUAAUCAAGAGCCACUUAUGACUUUGGCAAAUAAAAAUCAAAUAGGUUAUCGCUGCUGUAGAUAUUGGUUAGAAUGUUAAAACACGGCGAGAGAGAAAUGUUUUCUCCCUAUGAGUUGUUUGUUUCAGUAUCCGCUUGUCAAUGUGGAAGCAAUAGGGGUUCCAAACUGCACCUUAACAUACUUGAUGCUUCUAACCCCCGAUGUCAAAUAUGAAAGUCUUACGAGUUAGAACCUAGUCACCUUUUUUUCUAUCCUCUGUAAAUCCGACCUUAGCUUCUUUAAGAGGUCAAGAAUGCAUGCAUAUGUUGUGUCAUGGGCGGCUUUCCAACCAUGCCCCAUGACUCCUUGGACGCGCCCCGUGACGUCCUGGCCAGCCUCCCAACGCCCGUCGCCAUGGUCGGCCCCGUGGUCUCGGCAGCUCCAAGUGACAAGCACGCAUGUGCCUCUAUCGCCCCACCGAUAGCCAUCGCCAGCGCCCAGUCACAGGCAGAUGCCAACAACGCCGCGCGCGUAGACAAUGCCG